This is a messenger RNA of Endocarpon pusillum Z07020, 1470 nucleotides long. RefSeq lists its product as uncharacterized. Lineage: Eukaryota; Fungi; Ascomycota; Eurotiomycetes; Verrucariales; Verrucariaceae. Gene Ontology annotation, biological process: pentose-phosphate shunt, oxidative branch; pentose-phosphate shunt. Gene Ontology annotation, cellular component: cytosol. The record is from RefSeq and is a predicted model, not a curated record. The transcript has a single exon. Bases 1 to 1470 code for a protein of 489 amino acids. Gene Ontology annotation, molecular function: phosphogluconate dehydrogenase (decarboxylating) activity; NADP binding.
AUGGGAGCUAUGAUGUCCUUGCUGUUUGCUGAGUUCGGCAUCGAGGUCAGCUUCUACGAUCCGUCCGAAGAACAUGGCCAGGCCCUCCUCGGACACGCCAAAGGGGCUAAGCUGCAGGACAAAAUCAAAUAUCGCAAGGACUACCAGACCCUAUGCGAGAACCUAGGAUCACCGAAAGUCUUUGUUUUCAGUGUCCCUUUUGGCAGCGUCGGCGACGAGACCAUCGAUGGUCUGCGGCCAUAUCUUCAAAAGGGCGACAUCUUGAUGGAUGCGUCAAAUGAGCACUGGCAGAGUACCGAGCGCAGACAGAAACGUUUGGAACCUGACGGGAUUCACUACAUUGGCAUGGGCGUGUCUGGUGGUUAUCAGUCGGCGCGCCACGGACCAUCUGUAUCCCCUGGUGGGAGUGAGGAAGCCUUGAACAUAGUCAUGCCGUUCCUGGAGAAAAUUGCCGCAAGAGACAAGCAUAACAGACCUUGUGUCACGAAGGUUGGCCCGGGUGGAAGUGGUCACUAUGUCAAGAUGGUGCAUAAUGGCAUCGAGCAUGGCCUGAUGUCGGUUUUGUGUGAGGUUUGGGGCAUCAUGAGGCAAGCUGUAGGUAUGGAAUAUGAUGAGAUAGCCUCGAUCUUCGAUUCAUGGAACAAAGAAGGCCCAUUAGAGCACAACUUCUUGAUCUCCAUUGGUGCUGAAAUGUGCAGAACACGUGAUCCGAAGGACAAUUCAUUCGUUCUGGACAGGGUCCGGGAUAAGGUAGUUCAAGAUGUUGACGAGACGGAAGGUACUGGCACAUGGACAUGCGAGGAAGCUGUACGGUUGCAUGUGCCUGCGCCGACGAUUAUGUCUGCGCAUCUUUUCCGGCUUGCCUCUGCUGAUGCUGCUCGCCGAGAAAAGGUCAAGAACGGGUUGGAUGGUGGGUUCAAGCCUGCAAAGAUGCAAUUGACAGGACAGGAGCGGACAGAUUUCGUCAAAGAUCUUCAGAAGGCAACCUACGCAUCCUUCCUGUUAUCGUUUAUUCAAGGAUUACACAUCAUCGAAAAGGCAAAUCACGAGCAGAAGUGGAACGUGGACUUUGCUGAUAUGCUUCAACUCUGGCGUGGUGGGUGCAUCAUCCAGUCGGAUUACAUAGUCGAUCUCCUCGAGAAGGUCUACCGACAGGACAAUCAUGAUGGCAAUGACCUCCUCGAUCAUCGAGAGAUUGGUGCACCAUUGAAGGAAAACUAUCCCGCCUUGAAAAGGGUCGUACUGAGAGCAAUUGAAGCUGAUGCUCCCGUGCCGAGUUUGAGCGCGUCGCUUGAAUAUCUCAAGUACAUAGCGUCGACCGAGCUGCCAACGCAGUUUAUGGAGGCACAAAUGGACUACUUUGGUGCCCAUAAGUUCGACUUGAAGUCCGCAGAACCAGGAAAGCCGGUCGCAGGAGAGCAUCACUUCGAGUGGAAACCUGCCAGAGGCGUCUUCGACGCACAUAAAUAG